Messenger RNA from Scheffersomyces coipomensis, 1865 nucleotides. Its product is annotated as aspartyl aminopeptidase. NCBI's taxonomy places the organism in Eukaryota, Fungi, Ascomycota, Pichiomycetes, Serinales, Debaryomycetaceae. Gene Ontology annotation, molecular function: metalloaminopeptidase activity; zinc ion binding. The transcript has a single exon. Gene Ontology annotation, biological process: proteolysis. The record is from RefSeq and is a predicted model, not a curated record. The coding region runs from base 362 to 1846 and encodes 494 amino acids. Gene Ontology annotation, cellular component: fungal-type vacuole.
GGUACAAGUUUGUGUGACGCCACUAUCACUGGCACGGUUUGUAAACAAGCGACUAUCGAAAGUAAAUGAGUAAGUAAUAGUAGUUGUCGUAUAUUCAUAAUGUUUGCUUGUUGAAUUGGUAACUGAUGGUGUUGCUGUUCAUACGUUAUACAAGUGAAUCAAUAAUAAGUUACCAGAAUUAAUCAGUUCAAAAUUGAUCACGCGCUCGAAGGCACGCGACUUUUAUUCUUUUUAUUUUUUAAGAUUUUUUGGAGCCGCAUACUCUUUUGGGGUUCCUGAAGGACAAAAAUUUUGACAGCUUCUAUUCAGGGUGAAGUAAGGAGAGAUACCAAGAUUCAGAGAUAUAAACAUAGAUCCAAGUAUGUCUGACGAAACUGAAAGAGCAUUGAAAUAUGCCCAAGGGUUUGUUGAUUUUGUCAAUGCUUCCCCAACUCCUUAUCACGCUGUUAAAUCUGUUAAAUCAAGAUUAGUUGAAGCUGGAUUUACUGAAAUUUCAGAACGUUCAAAUUGGUCUAAUAUCAGUAUUAAGAAAGGGGGUAAAUACUUCGUCACUAGAAAUGCCUCAUCCUUAAUUGGUUUCACUGUUGGUGAAAGUUUCAAAAACGGUAAUGGGGUGGCUAUCGUGGGUGCUCACACUGAUUCACCAUGUUUAAGAAUCAAACCAAUUUCCAAUAAAACAUCAGAAGGUUUUAUUCAAGUUGGUGUUGAACAAUAUGGUGGUUUGAUUGCUCAUUCUUGGUUUGAUAGAGAUUUAUCUAUUGCUGGUAGAGUUUAUGUUACUGAAAAUGGACAAUACGUUCCUAAAUUGAUUAAAAUUGAUAAACCAUUAUUAAGAAUUCCAACUUUAGCUAUUCAUUUAGAUAGAGAAGUGAAUACUAAAUUUGAAUUCAAUAAAGAAACCAAAUUAGUUCCUAUUGCAGGUCAAACAUCCAUUGAUAAGAAUGAAUUGGAAGCUGCCGCUGAAAAGAAAAAGGAAGGCCAUUCAUGUGCUGAUGAUCCUGAAUUACAAUUAACCCCAGAACAAUUUGUAUCAGUUCAAACCGUGAUUCAAAGACAUAAUAAGUCUUUAAUUGAAUUAAUCGCCAAGGAAAUCAAUGUUGAAGUUGAACAAAUUGAAGAUUUUGAAUUGGUUUUAUUCGAUCAUCAAAAAUCAACCAUUGGUGGUUUAAAUGAUGAAUUCAUAUUUUCUCCUCGUUUAGAUAACUUAACUUCUUGUUAUACUGCUACAGUGGGUUUAAUUGAAUCAUUGGAAUUAGUUCAUAAACAAAAGGGUAUUCAAUUAAUUUCCUUAUUUGAUCAUGAAGAAAUAGGUUCUAAAUCUGCUCAAGGAGCUGAUUCAACAUUUUUACCAGAUAUUCUUAAAAGAUUAACUGCCAUUGAUUUCGAUGGUAAUGGUUCAGGUGAUUAUUUCCAUGAAACAAUGGCCAAAUCAUUCUUAUUAUCCUCUGAUAUGGCUCAUGGUGUUCAUCCAAAUUAUGAAGAUAAAUAUGAAAAGAAAAACAGACCUCAAUUAAAUGCUGGUCCAGUUAUAAAAGUCAAUGCCAAUCAAAGAUAUGCUACUAAUUCUCCAGGUAUAGUAUUAUUAAAGAAAGUUGCCGAACAAGUCAAAGUCCCAUUACAAUUAUUUGUGGUUAGAAAUGAUUCACCAUGUGGUUCAACCAUUGGGCCAAUAUUAGCUGCCAAAUUAGGUAUAAGAACUCUUGAUUUAGGUAAUCCUCAAUUAUCCAUGCAUUCAAUUAGAGAAACUGGUGGUACAUUUGAUGUGGUUAAAUUAACAGAUUUAUUUAAGGGAUUCUUUGAACAUUAUGUAGAUAUUGAUGAAAAAAUCUUAUGUGAUCAUCUUUAAAUAAAGUACAUAUAAAGAU